CACAACCCAAACAACAUGCCCACCCCACACCCCAUCCCCCGCUUUCUCCUCCCGGGGGGUUUACGCGGAAUAAUCCCCCGAAGAAGCCCCCUCAGCAUGCGCCCCAGCGCACCCUUCACAACCAGCACCCCCAAAAGCAACAACACAAACGACCCCAAACGCACCCUCUCCCAACCCGACAAAUUCCGCCCGCCCUCGCACCCCGCUCGCCGCGUCGUCCAAACGCGCAACGGAAAAGUGCAAACCCGCGAACCAGUCAACUACCCCGGUCCGAAGCUAUCCGACAAAGAGCGCGAGGCGCAGAAGAAUAAACAGUAUCCGCACAUGUUCCCGCCGGAGGGAACGGUCAUGUUCAAGUUUUUGACGAGUCGGUGGAUUCAUAUUUGGAUUGCGAUGGGCGUCCUAACAACCCUCGCAACGUUCACCUUCACCACCAACUUCCGCCAAUCCUCGCCCUUCGCGCACCUGCUCCCCGCCUGGUCCGACCUGCUGACCGCACCGUUCUCGACCGUGUCGCGCGCGAUGAGCGUAUUCCGGAUGCACGUGCAGCAUACGUCUGUGCAGACGCGCGAGAAGCGCAUGCAGCGAGUUGAGGACGCUGAGAAGAGGAGGCAGUAUCGGGUUGCGCAUGGGUUGGAGGAGCCGGCUGCUCCGCUUACGAAUGGGGGGAAGGAUGGUGAGGGUGAGGGUGUUGUGGAUGAGCAAUCGCCUGUUGCGCAGGAGGGAGGUGUUUCUGAAGGGGAGGGAAAGAAGGAGGGGAAGGAUGGGGAGUAUGUGGAUUGGGAGGGGAAGAGGAGGCCUGUGAAGAAGUGGUUGGGGAUUUGGUGAUCUCUUCUUUCACUUUACUUUAUUCUAUAGAUUUGACGGGUGUCUAGGAAGGAAAGAGGAUUGGGGAAUGAGGAUGUAAGAUAGCGAAUGGUUAAAUGAGGAUGUAGGAUGAGAUAAGAUGAAGAGAUGAAGUGUAUAUUAAAUGUCAUGUCUGUUG
Aspergillus campestris IBT 28561 is the source of this 985-nucleotide messenger RNA. RefSeq lists its product as uncharacterized. The record is from RefSeq and is a predicted model, not a curated record. Lineage: Eukaryota; Fungi; Ascomycota; Eurotiomycetes; Eurotiales; Aspergillaceae. The coding region runs from base 16 to 828 and encodes 270 amino acids. The transcript has 2 exons.